AUGGAGUCCCCCGCCAUCCCGGUCCCGCUGGAUCCGCGCGAGCAGCCCAUUCUCGAACGCCUGCUCCGAACCCGCGACGCCCUCCUGCUUUUGAAACAGGAUAAAUCCUCCUAUAUCAAGUCCCGCGAUGUUCUUCCACUGUAUGAAGAGGUGAACGGUGAAGUGGAGAAGCUCAAUUCCGCUCGCAAAGAGCAGGACCGCCGCUUGAUACACAAUCGACUGGACUAUGUCUUGGACGACUGCUUCCAGUUGAUUUCUCUACUGUUUUUGACUGUUGGACGGAACAAUGAAGCUCCCGCAGUAUACUCGUUGGCGACCACAGUCCAGCGUCUCCUUGACCAUCUUGAAGAAGCUGGGUUCUUUAGCGCGAAAGACUUGAACUCAAUUACGAAGACGCUCCAGUCAAUGCGAGAAACCCUCGAACGGGGUCGCGACACCUAUUCUCCGGCUUUGCUCACAUUCUUAGAGAGCCGAUUGGAACAGUGCCAGCUUUCAUUGGACAAGCUGCAAAAGGAACUGGCAGCCUUGGCUCCAGGUUUAGUACAGACGCAUGAAACCCUGGUUUCAAUUCUGCGGUCUACUUCCGCCGUCAAUACUCGUUCAAAGUUCUCGGCCACGGAAGUGAACGGUCUUCGGGAGCAAUUGAAGAAGAUCGAGAAGUCGCAAAAAGAUGGCAAUUUCGUGGAUGCCGAUGGCAACAUUCUGGCGGGGCAAGACGAUCUCAAGUCUCUGAUUCAACGAUGUUGGAAGUGGACUGAGAUUGUACUCGAGCGGGAGGGCAAGAUUGAUGAAAGAUUCCGAGAGCAGUACGAGCGACUGUUGGAAAUCCGCAACCAAUUGGACCGGUUGUCUGUGACACAAGCUUGGUCGCUGCGCGAAACAGAUCUCUUCGGGUACCAACGAAGACUCGACCGAAUCGAUGAGGCUCGAGUGAACGGAAACUUUGUUGAUGCAGAGGGACAGCCAGCGGACCUUCAUGCGCAGCGGACCUUGCUUUAUCUCAUUCGACGCAGCUAUGCAUACAUUUAUGCGCUUUUGAUAUCUUCUGAGCCUGUCUCGGAAGCCUUGCUGCCCGUUCACAACCAGCUUCAGACCCUUCGGCGGUGUUUGAUUGAAGUCAAGGAAUCCGGUGGUGUCUCGAAUUCACGCGAACUGUACCCCUAUAGCAUGAAGCUCAACUCGAUUGACAACAUGCGAGUCGAUGGCAAGUUCUACGUGGGCCCAGACAUUCCAGAAGGACAGGGAAGCGUCAAUGCCCUGCUCGCCGAAUGCUACGACUUGGUCUGGGAGCUGCGCGCCGCCGUGGUUGACGAUGAAGAGCGGUCUUAG
Penicillium alfredii is the source of this 1329-nucleotide messenger RNA. RefSeq lists its product as uncharacterized. Lineage: Eukaryota; Fungi; Ascomycota; Eurotiomycetes; Eurotiales; Aspergillaceae. Bases 1 to 1329 code for a protein of 442 amino acids. Gene Ontology annotation, cellular component: nucleus; cytoplasm. The transcript is spliced from 8 exons. The record is from RefSeq and is a predicted model, not a curated record.